Micropterus dolomieu (smallmouth bass) is the source of this 4917-nucleotide messenger RNA. Its product is annotated as beta-1,4-galactosyltransferase 3. The record is from RefSeq and is a predicted model, not a curated record. NCBI's taxonomy places the organism in Eukaryota, Metazoa, Chordata, Actinopteri, Centrarchiformes, Centrarchidae. Gene Ontology annotation, molecular function: glycosyltransferase activity. Bases 852 to 2051 code for a protein of 399 amino acids. Gene Ontology annotation, biological process: carbohydrate metabolic process. The transcript has 8 exons.
GGGACAUGCUGUGCGACAUUUGACUCUGCUCAUUCGCUUUUUGAGACCACAGCAUCGCGACGUCCACACAGCAUCAACUUCAAAACAUAUCUGAAUUACGGAGGAGGGAGGGCACUGUUGGAGAUAUCGACGGCUAUCCGCUACUUCAAGAAAACAAGGGAUACAAGCAACUCCUUUGAGCCGUGCUGGAGGGAUUGGUCCAAUUUCUGUCCAUAAAGUCUAGUGGCUGUCAGUGCAGUAACCUGCUUGAGGUGUCUCAUAGCUGUGAAUUGUGUCACUGUAGUUAAAUAGCAGUGGGAAUCAAAACUCUCCCACCUCCUCCUCUUCCUCCGUCUCCUCCCCCAUUUUUUUUCUCAGCCAUUUAAACCCUCCCCCUAACAAAUACACAGUAACCCACAUGCAACCCUCUGACCACUCCUCCCACACUGGUCAUGGUCCACUCCCUCUGUCUCUUCAGCCAGUCGGGCAGUGAGUCGAUGGAAGCUGUGUAAUCCUCUGUAAAGUAUAGGGCCUGUGCGCCUGCAUAUGGUCCCUUUUGUCAUGGCGGCUGUUGUUGUUGAAGAGGCCUCCCUCAGGAGAGAACAUGAGGGAGAACAGAAGGCAGCAUAACACUCACAAAGGGAGGAAGAGAGAGUGAGUGAGAGACCCUGACGUUGCCAUUUAUUUGACCAGAGGAGAAUGAGCUUCACAGGGCAAUGGAUGGAAUUCAAUGGGGUUGAAACCCCAUGAUGUGGGACUGGCAUUACUACCCCACACCAAUCACAAAUUGGACCCACAGUCUGCUUUGGAGAUAUUUGCCACACAGUGACCUGCCACAAGGAAUGCAGUAAAAUAGAGAAAAAUCCGUCGCCAUGUUCAGUUUCCAGUCCAAAUGGCGCUACAUUUUCAUGUUCCUGGGCAUCCAGCUCGUGGUCAUGGCACUGUUGUCCCGAGAGGGAUACCAGAAGAGGGUCUCAUACUUCAUCCGCAUCUUCCGCAAGCCCGACCCCACUAGUUUGUCAGGCCGCAACCACACAGCAGCUGGCAUCCCUGGAGGGGAUGUAUAUGCCAACCUCUCCCACCUAUCCAAAGCUCACAGCCAUGGAGAUGAGAUGCCCUACUGCUCUAAGACGUCCCCUCUUAUAGGUGGUCCGAUCCACGUCAGCUUUCCAUCAGGGCUCACUCUAGCAGAGGUUCAGAGGAAAAAUCCACUGGUGGUGCGCGGAGGACGCUAUAGGCCACCUGACUGUGAGGCGAGGCACCGAACAGCCAUCAUCAUUCCCCACAGACACAGAGAACACCACCUUAAGUUCCUACUAUACUACCUACAUCCUUUUCUGCAGCGACAACAGCUCCAGUAUGGAAUUUACGUCAUUCACCAGUCUGGAAACUACACUUUUAACAGGGCCAAGCUGAUGAAUGUGGGUUUCCGGGAGGCCAUGAAGGAGGAAGACUGGGACUGUCUCUUCUUUCAUGAUGUGGACCUCAUUCCGGAGGACGAUCGUAACACAUACGUCUGCGACUCCAACCCCAAGCACGCAGCCAUUGCCAUGGACAAGUUUGGCUACAAGCUUCCGUACAAGAUGUACUUUGGAGGAGUGUCAGCUCUGACACCACUGCACUACCUCAAAAUGAACGGCUUUCCCAACAACUACUGGGGCUGGGGUGGAGAGGACGAUGAUAUUGGAGUAAGAGUGUCUCUUGCGGGGAUGUAUAUUACUCGUCCAUCACUGAAGGUUGGCCGUUACAAGAUGAUUAAACACAAGCUGGACAAAGGCAAUGAUGUAAACCCAAAGAGGUUCAACAUGCUGGCCAAGACACGUCAGACCUGGAAGUCUGAUGGAAUGAACACAGUUGAAUAUGAGACAAUCUCCCGGCAAUACCUGCCCCUCUACACCAACAUCACUGUCAACAUUGGCACUGAGGCCGGCCUACAUCCACCUCCUCUGAAACGACAACCUCCUGCCAAAAUUGCAGACAAACCUGCAGUCAAAGCACCUGCCAGAGUCCCAGCAGCUGCUGAAGUCCCAGCGAAAGGCCCUGCCAAACUCAAAGAGGGCCACUCAGAGUAAUAGUCUACCCUAAGAGACCGCAAACAUGUUUUCACUUUGCCAUAACUUCGAUGGAUGGUUUCCCUCAGUGGCCUGGAUUGUUGUUGCUUAUUUUAAGCUUUUUCUUCAGUUUGCGGAGGAAUCAGUUUGUGGAGAAUCAACAUCAUAUACUGCCUGCGGACAGUGGGGCACUGAUUUGUGUGAUUCAAAACUCCUGAUUUAUUAAAAAUAAAAACAAUAGACCUGAAUUUCUCAACCCUGAGGUGACAGCUCUUCACCUUAGUUCUUCCUAGGGCGGCCACAGAGAAGAGUGAAGGGUAAAAGUUGGACUCUAUGAGUUUGUAUAUCUACAGCACUGUGGUCGCUGCUUAAACCUUGUGAUGCCUUAGAAUCUUAUUCUUCUUUAGUCUUUUUAAUUGUACUUUAUAUUAUUUAGAAUAUUGGGUUUAAUGGAGCGGUAGCUGCAAUUUGCAUCAGUCACACUGUGCCACAACAGAGUCUGACUCAUUUUCUGUCUCAACGCCAAUAAAUACGUGAGUGAAGGAGACGUUUUUUGUUUCAAACGGAGUGUGUGAAGCUGCUACAGGGAGUGCUGAGUGGAGGAACAUGACAGAUUUGUGUUACUCUUACUGCUAUUACUGACAGUGCACAUAUCCAUAUCUGUCUGCAAAUAUAUGGGGUCUUGUUUAGAAACGCUUACUACACAGAGGUGGAUGGAUCACUUUUCAGAGUUAUGGAUGCUGUACACAUAAUGUUGCUUAUUGUCAUGUUCAGUCAGAAUUACCAGUGUGAAUGAGGAAUGAAAACAUUUUAGUUCUGUACACCAAGCUCUGGUACUCUGUGAAAAUUUUGUUAGUAGUUGCAUACAUUUCAGCCUUUAAAAUUUCAGCAUAUCUGAUAUCUUCAUCAUAUGAUUGAAUUUUGUUUUGUUUUUUGCUUUUAUCAAAUGGUGUCAGUGAUCAGUCCUUUGCCUUCAGAUGAGUUUGUGAUUCACAUCAAAAUGGAGUCGGUCUUGCUUUAUUCUUUUAAAAAAUGUAUGUUGAUUAUGUAGAGUGUACUGUAUAACCCGUUAUGUAAAUGUGGCCCUGAAGAGUGCUGGCUUGCUCCCUCAACACAUUAUAUACAGUCAAUCUUUAUAAUGUGCUCUUUUUUCCCUAUACUUCGCCUAUCUUAUGUCCUUAAUUUAUAUAAAGCAUUGAGAAAUUUACUAGAAAAGGGCAUUUGCUCUGCACAAAUAAGAAUCACUUCUGCAGCAUCAUCUGACCAUUGUCGGACGUAAAGUAGAGAUGAGUAAAUGUUGAUGCUGUCAAGCAGAAGUUACAGCAGCCACAAUGACGUAGGCAAACAAGUUAUUUCAGUAGCAUGAGCCAAUGUGUUGAUGGGUAAUGGAAGUUGUUUUGCUGUUGUAACUAAAGAACAUGUUUUUUUCUUCAGUUAGGAUUAUAUUUUAUAUUUUGAGACAAUUCUCAGACAUCUUGGACUGAUUUAAUUUGAAAACCCACAAAAUAAUGUCUAAAAUCAUUGUCGUCAAGUUGACACAGGUGUGAGGUUUUCACUCAACACAGGAUAAUUUUGUGAAAAUAUACUGAGUAUCGGAGAUAUGUCACAGAUACAGCAAUAUUUAAGUUAUAUCUUGGCUCACCAAUAAGGUAAAAGGCUGUUUCUUUCUUUCUUAUCAAUAUUGACCUUGUUGCCCUGCGAUGUAACUCUGAAAAGCCAGUUCUUUAACACAUCUACCAUGUCCUUCCCACUAGUGCCCGUAUGCUGCAUGCCGACCCUCCCCUUCACCUAUAUCCGUACUGACAGAUUUGAUUGUUUACACUAGAAAAAAAAUACGCAGUCGCUUUAUCAAAAGUGUGGCUGUACUGGCAGGUGAACAGACUGAAACCAAAGACAACCGCAUGGAAAGCUGUGAUGAUGUAUGAAUGUGCGCGCGUGUGUGUGUGUGUGUGUGUGUGUAUAUAUAUAUAUAUAUAUACUCCAUAUGUUGUGAAUGAUUUCCGUUAACACUGUAUUAUGAUAUCUGAAUUGAUGGGCCUAUCAUAUCUUCCUAUCCAUAUUUGUAGCUGCUUACAAUUCUGUUCAAAGAAUUUCUAACCCAUCAUGCAUUCAGUGAAAACCACAGAUGGGACGAGGGAGGUUCAAAUGCUGUACUGAAAUUGUUUAUCUUCAUGUCAUUGUGGUGUUUGUCUGCUGAAGUGGACAAGACGAGCUUUGAUGGUGGUUGCCUGUCAUUUUCAUAAAUAGAUGACUAUAUACUGUAUUAUCAUUUUUAUGUGAAUUCAUAUUCACUUAUUCAACUCCUAUGGCCUUAGCAACUCAUAAUAGUAGUAUUUCAACACAUGGUCACUAACAGCAUCUUUAUAUCAAGAGUAAAUAUGCAUGGCAAUGAACCUGUUUGUAAGGGUGUGGGAAUGUACUGAACACAACAUGGAGAUGAUGCAUAUUCGUGCUCACCUAGAAACUAUGAAGCAUGCUGCAGGGUCUAUGUUGUGAACUGGAAACUGUCUUAUUGUGACUUUAAAAAGCAAGUUUCCAUCUGCUGUGCAGAGUGCUCCUCGCUGUUCUGUAAAAUUUGAGGAUAAGAGUAGCAUUUGUGAGCAAAAUGAGCUUCUAUUCCCAAAGUCACAAUGUACAGUCUCUGGUCAUUUACUGUGUAACACUUGACCUGAUGUUUUGGGUUUUCUUAAAGCUACUUUAGUUUUGAUUUGAUUUGACUCCCUUCUGAUGUGGAUUAGCUCAGCAACAAUAGAAAGCAGCCAUCACAAAGUAGUACUGACACAAGCAAGGGCAAUGUGGCUUUGUGAGUUAUUUCUGCUCUUUUUAUGAAUUCUGCACAGUCCCGAGUGGCCUUAAAUUCAUUAAUAAACUGAUGAUUUAAAAUAAA